This is a messenger RNA of Paralichthys olivaceus (Japanese flounder), 1850 nucleotides long. The record is from RefSeq and is a predicted model, not a curated record. NCBI's taxonomy places the organism in Eukaryota, Metazoa, Chordata, Actinopteri, Pleuronectiformes, Paralichthyidae.
AUGCUGUCCUUCCUCUCUGCAGGGAUCUCUAUGCCGAUUCCUGUGCUGGGACUCAGAGACCACUCCAAGGUGUUUAAAGAUGGCAGCUGCCUGCUGACAGAUAACAACUUCGUGCUGGUCGGCUCCUUCGUGGCGUUCUUUGUGCCCCUCACCAUCAUGGUCGUCACCUACUUCCUGACCAUCAACGCCCUGCAGAAUGAAGCCACCCUCUGUCUGGACCAGCUGGUGCCGCGGCCCAAAUGGAGCACGACGUUCACGUUGAGCUUUUUACCACAAACCUCGCUGUCUUCUGAAAAACUCAUCAGACGCUCGCUGAGCCGCGACGCCGGCGGCAGGGGGAGUAGCGGCGGCCUCGGAGGCGACCGUGGGAGCGUCUCAGGCUCGCUGUUCGGACGCCGCACCAUGCAGUCGAUCAGCAAUGAGCAGAAGGCGUCCAAGGUCCUGGGGGUGGUGUUUUUUCUCUUCGUGGUCAUGUGGUGUCCGUUCUUCAUUACCAACGUGCUGGUGGUUGUGUGCGACCCGGCGGUCUGUGACGCAGGACUCAUGGGAGGUCUGCUGAACGUCUUCGUCUGGGUCGGAUAUUUGUCCUCUGCAGUCAAUCCGCUGGUCUACACGUUGUUCAACAAGACGUAUCGUGCAGCUUUCCUGCGCUACGUUCGCUGCCAGUACCAGCCGCCAAAAAAACCUCUGCAGCUCAUACUGGUGAACACCAUCCCGCCGCUGGCGUUCAGCUCCACCCACCUGCCUCUGGGCGACAUCACAAAGUUACGGAAUGGAGCUGCGCUCUCUAGUGGUGAAACGAGGGACUUCUCUUUACCCGGGCAGGAAAUACUGUCGUGUAGGUCGGACAGAAGCCACAGAGACGGGGAUGAAAGCUGCGUGUGAAACUCUGCCUCAGAGUCAGUCAUGGAUCAGAACAUUAACCUCUGUGGUCACUUCUUUAUCGGAGCAAAGACUUUCAAGGUUUUAAAGACAAAGUGCCUCCGCGUCGUAGAAACACCGACGUCUUCAGAAAACUGGGAUUAUCAUACAAAGCUUCAUCGUUCAGAGCAGCCUGAGACGAUCUGAUCCUCGGUAUCAGAGUCUGGAUCAAGUUUCUAUAUUACAACACAAAAACCUUCUGAUAACCAUCCACCCCAAAAUAAAGUCGUCAGAGAUUGUUCUCGUAUUAAAGCCCUGAAGUCUUGGGUUUUGGUCUCGGUGCCGUUUCAAAGCUUCCGCCAGAAAAUCACAUUAGUCCUGGAAAGUUUUCCUUCAUUUUUUAACGAGAUGGAAUCGAUCGAUAUCUUUCAGUCGGAACAUGAAGCCACGAAGAAGAAAAAGAGAAACAGUCGAUGCAAAUGAUGCAAAAGGUUUUAAUAGAAACUCCGAAAGGGUCAAAUAAGGUUCAUAUCAUUUCAUUCAGCAGCAGUGACCUCAGAUGCUCCUUCAUCCACCGGCCUCAGUCUCCUCCCAUCAAACCUUCGGGUGGAUCAGCCUGGAUGAGACUGGAUGAGACUGGAUGAGACUGGAUUUCCUGCGGCUCCAUCGGAUCUCAGUGUCGGAGACGUAGAUCAGGAGGAACCAGAGAAAAGCUGCUGCUGCUGCUGCUGCUGUGUUUUCUGAUGGAAACACAAACUUUGUGUGACGACAUUAGAGAGAGACAGCGAAAAAUUUAUAUUUGUAUUUUGUGAAUCUUUGUACAUGUUGAUCUUUGUUCCUGAUGUGAUGCCGUGCCACGAUUGUAAAAACGAGUUUGUAGGAAACAAGGACUCACGUGAAAAUGUGUUUGUUGUUAAAGUCACUUUUUAUCGUGUUGUAACUGACGCUCGGUUGGUAGAUGUUUAAACAUCAUUUUAAAAUGUGAUGAU